UGUAAACAUAUUCUUUUGUUCUCUUUUAGUAAAUCUUUGAAGCUUGGCAUCCUUUUUUUCUCUGUUACUCAUCUCUUCAACCUCUAAGACCCAAAAAAUACAAAAACAUGAAGAAAGUUGUGUUGAAAUUGGAUAUAUUGGAUGAAAAAAUCAAGCAAAAAGCCAUGAAAAAUGUCUCAAGUCUUCCAGGGGUGGAAUCAAUAGCAAUGGAGAUGAAAGACAAGAAACUGACUGUAACAGGAGAUAUAGAUCCAGUUACAGUAGUCUCAAAACUGAGAAAAAUAUGUUGUACAGAGAUUGUUUCAGUUGGGCCUGCAAAAGAAGAAAAAAAGGAUCCUGCUGCUGAUAAGAAAAAAGAAGAAGAAAAAAAGAAGGCAGAUGAUAAGAAAAAAGAAGAAGAACUUAAAAAGAAACAGCUUGAAGAGGCUUUGAAAUCAGGAUACAUUCCAUAUCCUCAGCCUUAUCCUUAUUAUCAACAACCUUAUACUAAUUAUCAUCAGUAUAAUCAUCCACCUACACCAUAUUAUACUAAAGUUGUUCAAGAUGACACUCCUACUAAUUGUGUUAUUUGCUAAUCAAGUGAUUAACACAUGUUAAGUUAAGUCAAGUCAAGUCAAAUCUCAUGCUGAAAUCAAGAAACCAGAUCUUGGAAGUUGGAAGUUGAGGUUAAGGGUGUGACAAUUUGCAGUUUUUUUGUUUGUAUUACAAUAAUGUAAAUCAUUUUAUUAAUUAUAGUUUUUAAAGUUAUUAUUAUUAAGGUAAA
Erigeron canadensis is the source of this 763-nucleotide messenger RNA. Its product is annotated as heavy metal-associated isoprenylated plant protein 39-like. Gene Ontology annotation, molecular function: metal ion binding. The coding region runs from base 108 to 575 and encodes 155 amino acids. NCBI's taxonomy places the organism in Eukaryota, Viridiplantae, Streptophyta, Magnoliopsida, Asterales, Asteraceae. The transcript has 3 exons. The record is from RefSeq and is a predicted model, not a curated record.